AUGAAGACCGUCCUCAUCAUCGGCGCCGGUGCCGCUGGCCUCACCCUCGCAACAACCCUCUCAACAACCCUCCCCCCCGCGCACCACCUCCUCCUCCUCGACACCCGCUCCUACCACUUCCACGCCAUCGCCGCCCUCCGCGCCUCGACCUCCCCCGACCCCGCAUACCCAUCCCAAAUCUGCAUACCGCUCGAUAAAGCACUGGACCGAGGACGGGGCGAGGUAAGACAGGGUGAGGUCGUGCGUGUUGAUAAAGACACGAAGGAGGUGGUGUUGAGAACGGGUGAGAGGGUGGGGUGGGAUAUCCUCGUCUUAGCAAUGGGUGCGAAAUGGGGAUCUCCUAUCGAUCCGCAUCCCGACCGUUCAGAAGCCCUUUCCCAAUUCGCCCAGACCCGGUCCCAAAUCGCCGGAGCGAAGCGGAUAUUGAUUGUGGGAGGCGGGUCCGUGGGUGUCGAACUCGCCGGGGAGAUAUUGGAGACGUGGGCGGGGGAGGGGAAGGAGGUUACCAUCGUACACCCGUCCGCACUUCCCAUGUCAUCUAUCUACCCCGAUAAGAUGCGGCGCGAACUACUACGACAACUCGAAGCCCUAGGUUGCUCGUUCAUCCCCAACGACCGGAUCGAGACUACCACCCCCGGAAGUGCGAGUGUGACGACCACAAAUGGCCUCGAAAUCCCCACAGACCUAAUCUUCACCUGUACCGGACCCACCCCCAACUCCGCCCUCCUCCACACCCUCUCCCCCUCCUCCCUCACCCCCUCCGGCUCCGUCCUCGUCCGCCCCACAUUCCAACUCGACGUGUCGGGAGAUGGCGAGAGAGAGGCAUGGAUGGAUUCCGUAUAUGUGGUGGGCGAUCUCGCUGCAGUACCAGAGGUCAAACAAGCAUACAAAGCAUACGGCCACGCCGCAAUCGUGGCACACAACAUCCUCGCGCACCUCUCCUCGAAGAAGUUGAAGGGGUAUCGACCACCAGGCGAAGCCUGUAUCGUAACCAUAGGCAGCAAAGGCGGAGCAGGCGUCUUACCACCGAUUCCCUUCUUGGGACGGGUAUGUGUCGGGGCGUGGUUUACGUGGGUAAUCAAGAGUAAGGGGUUGUUUGUUGGGGAUGCGAGGAGGAAGUGUGGGGUGUCGGCGUAG
Saitoella complicata NRRL Y-17804 is the source of this 1137-nucleotide messenger RNA. Its product is annotated as FAD/NAD(P)-binding domain-containing protein. Gene Ontology annotation, cellular component: cytoplasm. Gene Ontology annotation, molecular function: flavin adenine dinucleotide binding; electron-transferring-flavoprotein dehydrogenase activity. Bases 1 to 1137 code for a protein of 378 amino acids. The record is from RefSeq and is a predicted model, not a curated record. Lineage: Eukaryota; Fungi; Ascomycota; Saitoellomycetes; Saitoellales; Saitoellaceae. The transcript has a single exon.